Molecule: messenger RNA, 1739 nt
Organism: Macrosteles quadrilineatus (aster leafhopper)
Lineage: Eukaryota; Metazoa; Arthropoda; Insecta; Hemiptera; Cicadellidae
Gene: fest
Exons: 6
Coding region: 136-1224 (362 amino acids)
Source: RefSeq, a predicted model, not a curated record
UUAAACUCGUUGCUAUAACAAAAUUAUUCAUUUUUGAAAAACUGUUGUGUGAAACUCCUGUAUUACUAAUAAUUAAUUCAUAUACAUUUAAAUAAUUAUUAACUUUGUUAUUAUUACACUUUCGAUCGGUAGAAAAUGACAAACGUUCAAGACAGUGAAUACAGGACUGAAUUCUUAGAAAAUCCUUCGUCAUUUCAACCAACGACCAUGAGACCUAGAAGUCUGUACUCGUUCAGCGAUGACCCAAACUUCUGUUUCCAGAGGUAUGGAGCAGAGUAUAAGUAUGAGCCACCAGUGACUGCCAACUUGGACCAAUGGAGUACCAGCAACAUAUCUUCCGGAUACUCGUCAGGCUCGCUGUGGCGACCCCCAUCCCGCUACAACCUCCGGUCUCAGAUGUCUCUGCCUUACGUUCCCAGCGAAGACACCAUCUCUUACAUGGAUACGUUGCGAGACAGAGAUUUUGUGGACAACCUGAACAACGGCGCUGUGAUUGCCACGGAGCACGGGACCAUGUCCAUCAGACUACACAGCAGGAUGCGAGUGGACAUGACCAUAGACAGAGCCAUCCGAAUCACCAAUCUGAAGAGUAACAUUGUAAUGUCAUUGGGUGCGUCAGGGGCCUCGUCUGCUCUGUUACAUCCCAAUGGACGUAUCUACCAGUAUGGCAGCCGAGUGGAGAUUCAGGCACACGACGUUCAAGGCAACAACAAGCUUGCCAAGAUGUGGUACAAAGGAGUGAGCUUCACAUCUGAGAAGUGUGCACUCGUGUAUCUUGUAGACUCCGCCGGGACUCGCACCACAACUGACAGCUUCUCUGACAUGUCUCAAGACUUCUCUCUCGCUGUUUUUUACAACGAGAGUCGCCAUGGACUGGGCUACCAGCAGGAGGCGAUGCACCUUCUGCAGAACGCUCAGUACUUCAUUGAUGACAAGAAAGUGCAGAAUUGGAUCAUCAACAAUGUCAGAAUAUCUCAGACGCCAGACGGAUUGCUACGUAUCGCCCGGAACAGCAACAAGUACCAGUUGCGUACUUCCCCCACCAACGGCUCAGCGACCAUCACAACGCCCUUUGUCCACACGACCGCCUCGCUUGGCCAGACGUCCCACUUGUUUGUGCGGCGAGGCGAGCGUCGGAUGCACUACGAUGGUGUCAGCUUCAUUGUACGCAAUGCUGGGCAUUCCGCCGGCUUUGAUGAGAAGAACAUGCUGAAAGUGUUUUGAAACUGGGUUUUGAAAUUCUUAACGGGGAGUAUCGCUUUUAGACCGUUGAGAGGAAGAAACACAGGCUUUUUUAUAAGACACUAUAGAGUUUUACAAUCUGAUAAUGUUUUACAAGUACAGACCCAUGAAGGAGUUUGUAAAAUAAUUUGGAAAUUGAAAUUCCAAAAUGUUUUUUUGAGAAUUUUUGUUUUUGAAAUUGGGAAUGUUCCAGUUUCCUAGCAAUUGUAAAAUUGUUUUAGUUGUUAAAUUUGUUUUAAAUACAGGGUUAAAUUUGUUUGUUGACGUUAAAUUGUUUUUCGAUGAUACUUAUUGUUUGUAAUUAUUCUUGUGAAGUUUCAUUGCGUUUAAUUAUUGUUUGUUUAGGGUUUAAUCCUAAAUUGUUGUUUAUUGCUGAGAAAUUGUUGUUUUCCUGUUUGCUAAGUUUCUUUAGAGCUGUGAUAACUUGCCAAUUUGUUGUACUUUUAUUGUGAAAUAAAAAUUAUUGUAAUGAAAUAAAAUCUGUAUGAUUGCAGAUU